This is a messenger RNA of Doryrhamphus excisus (bluestripe pipefish), 643 nucleotides long. Its product is annotated as gamma-crystallin M1-like. Gene Ontology annotation, molecular function: structural constituent of eye lens. The record is from RefSeq and is a predicted model, not a curated record. Gene Ontology annotation, biological process: lens development in camera-type eye; visual perception. Lineage: Eukaryota; Metazoa; Chordata; Actinopteri; Syngnathiformes; Syngnathidae.
GUCAUGGAGUUGGCAGAGCAAACCCAAUCCCAACACCGGGGCCGACCUACAGCACCAUCAUGGGCAAGAUCAUCCUUUUCGAGGAGAAGAACUUCCAGGGCCGCUCCUAUGACUGCAUGAGCGACUGCCCCGAGCUGACCUCGGUCCUGAGCAGGUGCCAGUCCUGCCGGGUGGAGAGCGGCUGCUUCAUGGUCUACGAGCGCCCCAACUUCAUGGGCCUGCAGCUGUUCCUCAGGAGGGGCGAGUACCACGACCUGCAGCGUCUCAUGAGCAUGGGCAUGACGCUGGACUCCAUCAGAUCCUGCAGAACCAUCCCCUUUCACAGGGGUCAGUUCCGGAUCAAGAUCUUUGAGAGGGAGAACAUGGGCGGCCAGUCCAACGAGCUGCAGGAGGACUGCGACAACAUCAUGGACCGCUUCCGCAUGAACGACAUCCUGUCCUGCCAGGUGAUGGAGGGCCACUGGCUGCUGUACGAGCAGCCCCACUUCCGCGGCAGGGUGGUCUACGUCAGACCCGGCGAGCACCGCAGCAUCAGGGAGAUGGGCAUGAGCGGCAUCAGGCUCAUGAGCUUGAGGCGCAUCACCGACAUGUGCUAGGGAUGCUCUACUUGGCUUGGAUAAAUAAAAACAUGUCUUCUUCAUAA